AUGAGCACGCAGAUUCCCGCCAGAUUCAUCAUUAAAGAAAGCCUGUCACUUUUCUCCAGUGUUGCCUUCCCCCUCCCUCAUCCCCUUCUGAUCCAACCCUUCUCCCGUGAUGGAACCCAUCGUCCUGCUGCUUGCCGCGAUUGGGGCUGUCACAUUGCUCGCUGUCGUUGUUCGUCUCUUCCUCUUCAUCACUCAAUACCUCCUCACCUCCUUCUCCUACUCGAAAUUCAAGGGAGAAUGGGCCGUAGUCACCGGCGCGUCAGCCGGCAUCGGCGCGGGCUUCACAAGAUGGACAUCAUUGCCUCCGAAGUCUCCUCCACCUACGGCGUCAAAACUCACGUCACUUGCUUUGAUUUCGGUUCCGCAGACCUCGCCGCCUACGCCGCCCUCAAAACCGAGCUCGCUCCACUCGCCCCGAAGAUCCUCGUCAACAACGUCGGCGUCAACGUUGAGUUUCCGACAGAUUUUGUUGAAAUGGAUCCCGCGGACGUCGAUCGCAUCGUCCGCAUUAACAUCACCUCCAUCAACAAGAUGACCGCCAUGCUGCUUCCGGCCAUGAUUGCUGCCAAAAAAGGGAUCGUCUUCUGCCUCAGCUCGGGGGGCGGUGCGGUCACACCGGCCCCGCUGUUGGCCCCUUAUUCGGGCACAAAAUCCUAUGCGGAUUCGUUCGCCGUCUCCCUGUCCGGAGAGGUCGUGGAUAAGGGUGUCCAGGUUUGCUCCCUCACACCUUUCUUUGUCGAGAGCGCGAUGGCAAAGAUGCGCAAGUCCUUCACGGUACCGUCGGCCAACGACUUUGCCAAUAAAGCGCUUAACCAAGUUUGCGUUUCACCAAGAGUUUCUCCGCAUUGGGUCCACGCGAUUAUGGCAGGUGCAGUCACGCUUCUCCCCCUAAAGGCCCAGGUUUCUUACGUAACCAACCUCCAUCGAAGCAUUAGGACCAGAGCACUGAAAAAGAAAGAGCGUCUCGCUAAGGAAAACUAG
This is a messenger RNA of Chondrus crispus (carragheen), 981 nucleotides long. Its product is annotated as beta-ketoacyl reductase. Bases 1 to 981 code for a protein of 326 amino acids. Lineage: Eukaryota; Rhodophyta; Florideophyceae; Gigartinales; Gigartinaceae. Gene Ontology annotation, molecular function: oxidoreductase activity. The record is from RefSeq and is a predicted model, not a curated record. The transcript is spliced from 2 exons.